Messenger RNA from Closterium sp. Naga37s-1, 1152 nucleotides. The record is from the annotation of a GenBank genome assembly. NCBI's taxonomy places the organism in Eukaryota, Viridiplantae, Streptophyta, Zygnematophyceae, Desmidiales, Closteriaceae.
AUGGCUCCUAGGAUCGGAGAGACACCCGCAGAAGCGACAGCAGCAGCAGUGGGACCGGACGGAGUGUUGUUAGUGGCACCGAAUGCAGGUGCGGGGAGUGGUGCUAAGGAGGAUGGACGGGAGGAGGAGGAGGAGCGGAGAGUGGGUGAGCUGAAGAGAGAGGAGGUGGAGGUGAGAGCACCGAGGUACGACUCUGCUGUUAGGGAGUCUUGGAAGGAGUCUGCUACUGCCUUCUCUGGUUUGGAUAGGCUGAGAGAAUGGGGAUGGUGGCACAGACACGAAAUGGAUCAUGACCACGCAGGCAAGCCACGGGACCACCACCACGCGCCUGCCUCGUCAGCUGCGGGUCCUGCUGCCACGUCAGUGGGAGGUACUGGAGGCGGGCUAUCAGCUGCUCCUGCUGUGGGUCCACCUGGAUUUUCAUUCCCUGCCUCCGCUGCCACGUCAUCUGCAUGUGAGAAUAACGGUCAUCGGUUGGAUCUAGCUGCUGGAGUGCGUCCAUCCUCCCCCAACGUCCACCCGCCUUCGCCUCUAACCCAGCAGCAAGCCUCUGUUGCGUCUGAGCCGACCGCAGCAGGAGCCAUGCAAGCAGCCGGCAGUGCAGAGCCGGUGCCACCAAGAUACGCUGCAUCUUUGUCAUUGCCCUCCGCCCUUGGAAGCACUCAACCCCAUUCCGUCGCCACCCAGUCAUCUGUGCCACCACUGCCACCUGUAGCUUCUGCUGCUGAGGCUGCUGCUGGCAGCAGCAUCAGUGGAGGGGCCGCAACAGUAAGGGGCGCAACUGUUGGUAUUGGGGCGGUGGGGGGUGGCACAGCAGCAAUAGGAAGUGGGUCCCACCAGGCCCAGCAGGCCCAGCAGGCCCAUCAAGCACAGCAGCGGCACCAGGAGGAGGUGCAGAGAAUGCUGGCGGCAAAGUGGGCGGCGGUGCAGAGAGCAAGGCAGAUGGGCGUCACAGGGCACUUCAAGCCGUGUGACUCCAUGUUUGGGAACUCCCUCGUUCCUGUUCCAACAACCUCAGUAGCAGUCCUAGAUUCAGUGUGGCCCUCAGUUUUGUUGGGCACGUCAGACCACUUCAAGCCCUGCGACUCCAUGUUACUGUUGUUCCGUUCCAACAACUAUCGCAGCAGCAACAUGUGCCUACCACGAGCAUGA